GAACUGCAAACACUGUAGGAGCCGCUUCCGGUCCAAGAACCCGGAACCGCCGCUGCUUAGGGAUGGAGGGAUUGGCUCCUCUGAGUUUCUAGUUACUGCGAUAUUGAGAUGGGGAGGGGCAGGAGAAAUCCUGCCAAUUGAGCUGUGCUACCUGCUUGAGGGAGACCUCUACUCAUUACAGUCGAACAACACCAGUUUGCCCUUCUUUGGAAGAGUGAGCGAUUUUAGAACAUUUUUAAAGAAAUACAAUUUUAUGACUUCUAAGACUAUAAUACAAGGAUACCCUCCAAAAUUAUCACAGGGACUGGAGCUCGGAACUGGUGGCAGGAACUCACAAUCAUCUGAGGCUCAGUUGAAAGAACUGGUGAUAUUUAGCAGGGAGAAAUGAAGAUCUAUGAGGGAUAAGCCAUCUUCAAAUGUCUGUCUGAGAGGCUGUCAGGUCACACUCUGCGAAAGGCUGGAAGAAGCAGGUCCUGUUCACGGGAAAAAAAAGAGGGUUACACAAAAGACAUGGUGACGGACUUUGAUGAGAAACAUGAUGAGUAUUUAAUAUUGCUUCAGCAGAGAAACCGGAUUUUAAAACAUUUGAAAACCAAGGACCCCAUGCAACUAAGACUAGAGCACUUAGAACAAGGAUUUUCUGUUUAUGUCAAUGGAGCUAAUUCAGAGCUGAAAACCUCUCCAAGAAAGGCCAUUCUUCCAGAUUUCCCUAGAAGUGCUUCACAUGCAGAAGGGGCACAUGAUUCUGGAAGAAGACCUUUAUUUAGAGAAACAGAAGAAACAUUAAGACGUGGUUCACGGACAGCACCUUGCAAAGUUCAGCGCAAAGGAUGGCAUCAGAAGUCUGUACAAAUUAGAACCGAAGCUGGACCUCGACUCUAUCUUGACCCCCCUCCUGAUUUUGCUGAGGACUUUGAAAGAAAUCAGAAUGUGGACAUCAAACCAAAGGAUUUUUCUAUUGAUUUUUCCCAGAAUCCUGAGUAUCCCACCAACAGCACUCCCUGUGAUUUUAAUUUCUCCCUUCUGAAUACACAUGGACAAUCAGACCCCCACAGUGAUGCAGACAAAGAAAGGAUACUUUUAACUAUUCAUGAUGUAAUGGAACUAAGAAAAAGCUUGGAGCUUAGUGUAAAUCUACAGAAAAAAGAAAAAGACCAUCCCAAUGAAGAUUAUGACUCUAUUGAAGAGGACUUAUUCACAGAACAUUUGCCAGAGGAUAAGACUCUAGACUCUUCUGGAGAUGACCUUCUACUCUCUGGAAGUAACUCCAUCCUGGAGGGAGCUCCCAAGCUGGAAGAGGUGGCAAAGGGAUUCAAUACUGAAUGCUCAGACACACUCAUUGUACUGGAAUUUAACCCAGCUUCCACAAAUAAAAGGGAAAGAAAUCUGUCUGCCAAGCGCAAGGAGAAUGCUGAACUCUUUAUUCCAUCCAAGCCAGGCACAGCCCAAGGUCGAGGAGAUCGCCAGCAUUGUACUGCUUUACAGGACCAAGAGAAAUCCUACUCUAGACCAGGAAGCCGAAAAGAGAGACCACUGUCUGCUACACGAAAGAACACAUGUAAGGAUGAAGACCCAGAAGAAGAUGCCUCAGCUGUUCUCAGAGCUAUACAAGUUGAAAAUGAAACCUUACAAAAGGAAAUUCUUAGCAGAAAGCUAGAUACUCUAGCUAGCCAACAGAAGGAAGAGGAGGAUAUACCAGUGAAACCUUGGGCUAAUCUUCUGAAGAAAGUGGAAGAAGUCCCUUUUUCUGCCCUUGAUGUGCCUCCACAUGACCUUUCCACAACCAAUGUUGUAUCUGAGCUUUCUGAAACCGCAGGAGGUGCAAACGCAGUCACGGAAGCAAUAGAGAGAAUUGGUCUUCUGGGAAGCAGGCAACAAAAGAAACUUCUGAAAGUCCUUCAGGCUAUUGAAAAUGAUCCUGCCCAUCUCAGUCAUAUAGGACCUGAGGACCCUGUAUUGGAUCUUGAGGAUACAUUGAGAACCAAAGUAGAAGAGAUCAAAGAUGCCAUUUAUGUGACCAUGGAAAUACUGUCCAAUUGGGGAAAUGAGGUCUGUGUGGGUCUGACAGAAGUUGAAUUCUUUGACCUUAACAAUGAAAAGGUGUUUGUGUCACCUCAUGAUGUGGAUAUCCGAAAUACUGACAAGCCUGGGGACCUGAGCUGCCUCGUUAAUAGAAAUCUGGCUAGUACUAAAGAGCUUUCUUUGUGGACCUGUCCUUUCCACCCUCCAGUUCAGCUUUUCUUUAUCAUCCGCAAUACUAGACAGUCCUAUGAAUUUGGCAUCUCCAGAAUCAAGCUUUGGAAUUAUUGGACAACUUACAGCGAUCUUGACAUAGGUGCAAAAAAGGUGAAGCUUUAUGUCAAUGAAAACCUUGUAUUUGAUGGAGAGUUAGAAAAAGGCAGUGGGCAGCUGGUAGCUGAUUGUAACACCACAAUUGACCUUAAAAAUGAUGGACAGGAGAAUGCUGCUACUCCUAACACAGAAGAAAGCAAAGACACAUGCAGGACUACUGGCACAGAUGGUGGCAAGGAAUUUGGUUUCAAUUAUUCACAGCCAGAUGGAACCUCUUCACAUUUGAAGGCCUCGUUGGAUGGAAAUAUCUUUGAUAUUAAGAUGCACUCUACUAAUUGUAUAAAGGACAAUUUGUCUAAGUUAGAGGAGGAUUUAAAAGUGUUAUCUGCUCCUGUCUCCAUGGUUGAUGCACCAAGUAACCCUCCAGAAUCCUCUGUUGUAAAAUACCCUUCUGAUGAUGAACUUACCAUAAAUGAGCAAUUAGAAAAACUCGCAGGCAGAAAAAUCUCUCAGCCUCUUAGUAAAACCCCACCUUGGUUACUGUCUUUUUCCAAAAUGAAAGAUAAGCCAGAAGGCAAGAAACAGAAGCCUCCCUGGCUGAGUCCAGAGGAGCCUCUUGAUUUGAAAGACAAACUACAAUCAGAUGGCAUCACUAAAGAAUUUCCUGGAGAAAAUGAGGAAAAUGAUAACUGCCUUCGAUGGGAACAAGGACGAGCCAGUAGCCGCCCUGCCAUUGCAAGUGACAAGCCACAGGCAAGAACUGAAAAAGGGGACAUUGAUGACUUAGAUAUUUUUGACCUACUUUCUAAUAAGGAUCGCUAUGGCCCAGAACGCCCUAUCAGUGGGAGGAGGAGUUCAAGAAAGGAUGCUUUUAGCAGUAAUGAUGGAGAUGAAGGUCUGACCAAUAAAGAGGAUGCCCUUCCUAUCAUGUCUACAAAGAUGACCCGAUCCAGGUGGAACAGUGAACAAGAACAUACCCUCCAGGAGUCUUGGAACUCCCUCACUGCCUUUAAUCGUUCUCACCGGGGUCGCAUAUCCAAUAUGGAAUUUCAGGGUGAUAUCUUUGAUGAAUUCCUCCAGCAGCAGAAGAUUAAUAGACAUGGGGAGCAACCAUCAGUGAAAAAGGAAGGAAAACAGGAGUCAUUGAAAGGACAGGAAGAUUAUUCCAUGGAUACAGAUGAUGAAAGUGAUUUUAAAAUUCCAGUGUUGCCUCAUGGACAACACUUAGUUAUUGACAUUAGAUCAACCUGGGGAGACAGACACUAUGUUGGCCUUAAUGGAAUUGAAAUUUUUAGCUCCAAAGGAGAGCCUGUACAAAUUUCUAACAUAAAAGCUGAACCCCCUGAUAUUAACAUUUUACCAGUCUAUGGCAAAGAUCCUCGUGUAGUAACCAACCUAACUGAUGGUGUGCAUAGGACCCAAGAUGAUAUGCAUCUUUGGCUGGCUCCAUUUACUCCUGGCAAAUCUCACUAUAUUUAUAUUGACUUUGUUCAGCCUUGCCAAGUUGCCAUGAUUAGAGUUUGGAAUUAUAAUAAAUCACGGAUACAUUCUUUUCGUGGGGUAAAAGACAUCAUAAUGUUAUUAGAUGAUCAGUGCAUAUUUAAAGGAGAAAUUGCCAAGGCUUCAGGAACAUUGACAGGAGCCCCAGAACAGUUUGGAGAUACUAUAUUAUUCACAACAGAUGAUGACAUUCUAGAGGCUAUAUUCUGUUCUGAUGAGACAUUUGAUAUUGAUAUUGAAACUCUGUGUAAUCUGAGAUAUGAGGAAGAAUUCAAGAGACCCCAGACAGCAGAUGGUGAGGGAGAUGAAAGACCAUUCACCCAAGCUGGUGUACGGAUAGAUGAUCAGGUUCAAGAGCAAGAGUUGCCCUCCAGCCCAUCUCUUCUUGAGUUGACAACUCCAGAGCCUGGAGUUUAUAGUGGAAUGUGCCUUCAGCUUAAUUUCACAGCCUCUUGGGGUGACGUGCAUUACUUAGGGCUGACAGGACUUGAAGUGGUAGGAAAAGAUGGUCAGUCUUUGCCAAUUACUUUGGAUAAGAUGUCUGCCUUGCCCAGGGAUUUAAAUGACCUUCCUGAAUACACUGAUGAUUCCAGGACCUUAGACAAGUUAAUAGAUGGGACUAACAUAACAGUGGAAGAUGAGCACAUGUGGCUGAUCCCCUUCUCUCCUGGGGAGGAUCACCUGAUCACAAUCUAUUUUGAUAAAGCUGAAAACAUUGUGGGGCUGCGCUUUUGGAACUAUAAUAAAUCUCCCGAGGACACCUAUCGAGGGGCCAAAGUCGUGCACGUGCUUUUGGAUGGCCAAUACAUCUCUCCACCAGCAGGCUUCCUCAUCCGCAAAGGGCCAGGCCACUGUCACUUUGAUUUUGCUCAAGAAAUUCUCUUCAUCGACUAUUUACAGCCCCAGACAGCGACAAAACCAUCACGGAGCAGGGCUGAUUUAAAGAGCACAGAGCAAGCUAGCAUGGACUAUGAAGCCCCAUUAAUGCCAUGUGGCUUCAUCUUCCAGUUUCAGCUUCUCACCAGCUGGGGAGAUCCAUAUUACAUUGGCCUGAAUGGACUGGAGCUGUAUAAUGAACAUGGAGAAAGAAUUCCUUUGACUGAAAACAAUAUUGCCGCUUUCCCAGACAGUGUGAAUACCCUGGAGGGAGUGUGUGGAGAUGUCCGAACUCCAGACAAGCUCAUUGACCAAGUGAAUGACACCAGUGAUGGCAGACACAUGUGGCUGGCCCCAAUUCUCCCUGGCUUGGUGAAUCGGGUUUACGUGAUCUUUGAUCUGCCUACUACUGUGUCUAUGAUCAAAUUGUGGAAUUAUGCAAAAACUCCCCAUCGAGGAGUAAAAGAAUUUGGACUUCUUGUUGAUGACUUGUUAGUAUACAAUGGAAUCCUGGACGUGGUCAGCCAUGUGGUUCAUGGCAUCUUGCCUACCUGUGAUCCCAUAGUCCCUUACCACACCAUUCUCUUUACGGAGGACGAGGAGAUUUGUCAUCGAGAGAAGUACACCAUUAUCAGUAAUCAUGUUGAGGAUCAGGAUGUCCGGAUGAUGAAUGAAAAUCAAAUUGUUACCAACUCCAAAAAGAAACAAACAACUGCUGACCCAGCUUUACGCCCCAAGACCUGCAUAAGCGAGAAAGAAUCGGUGAGGAGGAGAAGAUACUGACAGAUUGAGGAGAGAAAACAGUGUGGUCUAGCCAGCUCUUUGCUUUGACACUCCAGGACCCCCCUUCCCCCCCCCGCAGAGAUCCUUCCACUCACAGGCUAGGGGAAGGUUUUUUGACUGAUGUGAAAUUCAGGGCAAGUGUUGUCCUCCCUUUGCAUUUGGGUCUGAUACUUUGCCAACUGGGAAUCCAGAGGAGAUAUGAACUGAGUUCCAGUUAACACCACCAAUCAAGAGGGGGCUGAGAAAACAGUCAGUAUGUAUUGGAGUCUGUUUGGGGAUGGGGGAGAAGAGAUUCAGAGGUUAAAUUGCUUGGAAAAAAUACAGGCAUUGCUGGAUACAAACCUAGAGGACAAAGGGCCAUUUGAACUGUAUUUUUCUAAUGGAUUUUGGGGGUUUUGUUGUUGUUGUUUUGUUUCACUUGCCAUUCUACCAAAUUCUUCUCCUGCUUUCUCAGAGCCCUCUCCUGGGUACCUUGUCAGGCUCAGGCAGCUGCAGGAAAAGCCAGUUUAAAAUCUGUAAUGGGGAAUUGGCCUACAGGGGAAGAGCCUGAUAUAGAGGGAGAAAAAAAAAACCCAGUAUGAAUAAGAGUAUCUCCCCCGAGCAUGUGGUCCAGCCCUCUGAGUGUGAGCUCAGCAGUUACCAGAAAGAGACUGGGGUCACAGCCAAGAGCCAGCUUCUUGCUGGUGGAGAUGGCCAUAACUGCUCAUUCUUUAGGUAGGGAGGGACUUUAGGAUUGCCGAAGGAAGCUGUCCAUCCCCACAUUUCCUCUGAGGUCCAGUGUGGAAGACAUACAGUUAGGUAGAGGACGUGACCAUUAUUGUUAAGCGUACUCCCCAUUUCAUUAUUUUGGGGACAGUUUGGGGGCAGAGAAUGGAACAUCUCAUGCUCAUACCCAUGGAAAUAUUCAUAUAGAGCAUCUAUUUUAUGCAAACUCUCAUCUUUGCACCAUUCCUCUCAAAUUCUUGAUGGAAGAGAAUCCCUGGGAAAGGUGUUUCUAAAAGUGAAAUGCAUCUCCAGACUUCCUGUGCAUACACAUAUGUGUGCAUGUGUGUAUAGUCUCUUUCUCACACACAUACACACACUCACACAUAAACACACACACACACUUCUUUGGUCUUAACUCUCUUUUAACUCUGUAGGCCAGGCUGAAUCCCAGAAAUGAAAAGUGCAUAAUGUUAGAUGUCAUGCAGAAAGGGAAAUUCCAUCCCUUUCUUUAAAGCAGAGCAAAGAGGAAAUCCUGGAGGCUGCCCGAGUCUCCAUAUUUCCCUGAACUUUGAACUUUGAAAUUUGACCCUAAACAAGACCAGCCUUGGCCUAGGGUGAGGAGAGAGCUGGAGGCCACAUUUGCCUUCCAGAACCCAGUCCAGCUACUGGUUUGUGUGUAUCCAGAAAGAGGAUGGUCUAUUGCUGCAGAGGUUCCCCAAACACAAUUCGAUAGGUUGAAUCAAAAGCAAAAUUCCUCGCAAAGGGGAAGCCCAAGGUUAGUGACAGCACAGCCCUGUGGGGAUGGGAUGAACUGAGAUCCAAGGAAGCUGCAGAUCAGCCAGGUUCAAUUCCCCAGUGCUGUUCCCUGUGGGGCAGGACAGAGCACCUUGAAGUCAGAUUCCUGGGGCCUGAAGGUCAUUUGCUUUCAGCACUUCCCUCCAAGAAGUGAGAUGUUGCCAUCUUGUUAGCUGCUUCCUCAGUCCCCUCUGCUUUGCCCUGUGUAAGGACUUACCCCCCAUAUUGUUUCCUUGUGGGCUCCCUGAAGGAUAAGAAUGUAGGGCUCUAACACUUUGGAAGCAUUUAGCCAGGGAGUCGUAGGCCCUUCAGGUGUAAUGGUUCCAGCUGCUGCCAGCUCCCGCUUACCAGCACAUUGGGUACUUCUACUCCCCCACUCCCCACCCCCAGUGGGGAACAAGUGAGCCUUAACCCCUGUGCCAUGCGCUGUUCAAAAUACAUCUACUUCCAUCUAUAUACCAAGUUCUUAUCAGGGAACUAAUUGGUUUCCCAGUGGUGGGUAAUUUCUUGUUCCAAAUAUUAAUCUGUUGUUUUUCUGGCGCCCGGCCCGGAGACAGCCUAUGUACUGUAAGUAUGUUACUAUGCAACGGAAAACCUGAACAAAUAUUUUAUAAGAUUUGCAGAUUAAACGUAAGCAGCUAUGCAAAUGUACUUUCCAUUUGUAACUUGUGCAUGAUAUGAAGAUCAGGAUUUGCCCCUCCUAACUAAGAUUUAUCAUUUACCCAGCUUGUAAAAAACCCAACUUCCUGCUCUUGGUGAAUGCUUCUGAUGUGUGGGAUAGUAGAACUGUCCUUCAUGUCCAAGCUCUUAUAAGAGGGAAAAUGGAAAGAAGGUCAGACAUAGCUUGUAGGUUAGCAUUCCAAACCCCUAGUGAGAAUUUAUAGGCAUCUGACAAAACUACAGGGAAAAAAAACCCUGACCAACCUAACACUGAUGCCAUUUGUAUAAGUUAGAAUUGUCUGUGUAAGUGUGCUUGCACACAUACAACACACACACACACAGUCUGUCUUUGCUGAUAUUGCUAUAAUUGUAUGGACCAUACCAGGCUAGAAAAGGAUUGUACAGACGUUCAUCUUCAAAGAGAUUUAUAUUUUUUUCCCAAAGUCAAUAAAAUAUGUUCUAAAAA
Molecule: messenger RNA, 8077 nt
Organism: Monodelphis domestica (gray short-tailed opossum)
Lineage: Eukaryota; Metazoa; Chordata; Mammalia; Didelphimorphia; Didelphidae
Gene: KATNIP
Product: katanin interacting protein
Source: RefSeq, a predicted model, not a curated record